AUGGAGGAUAACGAUCAAGGGCUAAUGCAGCUCCCGAUUUUUUCCGAUGACAUCAUGGGUGAAUUUCUCGGGUUGAACGAAAAACCGGGAAUUGCAGGGAAUCAAACUGCAGACAAUUGUGUGAAAAUCAAGAGGAAGAUUGAGGCCCCACAAGAUAAUUCGUCCGAAAAUCCUAAGAAAAAGACUCGGGCUUCAACAGAUGUGAGUAUGUGCUACAUUUUUAUUUUACUUCAGGGCUGGUUUUGCAAGUUAUUCAUUUUGGUCAACAAAUGUGGUAACUCUAUUUUCUCAUGGACUGCAAUUUAUUUCUCAACACAGGCUACCAAAAGUAAAAGGAAUUCAUCACAGUCGAAAAAGAGCAAGAAAGGGACUCAAAUUGCUGACAUUGAUGAAGAAAUGAACAAGAAUGGUGGUGGCAUUACUGGGCCCGGAAAGGGCCCGGCAACUGAUCCUCAAAGUGUCUAUGCAAGGAAAAGAAGAGAAAGAAUUAAUGAGAGACUCAGAAUCUUGCAGAAUCUUGUUCCAAAUGGAACUAAGGUGGACAUUAGCACAAUGCUUGAGGAAGCUGUCCAAUACGUGAAGUUCUUACAGCUUCAGAUCAAGCUGCUAAGUUCAGAUGAUUUGUGGAUGUAUGCCCCAAUUGCUUACAAUGGAAUGGAAAUUGGGCUUUACCAGAAGAUUGUUCCAAAUCCAUGGCCUUAA
Molecule: messenger RNA, 702 nt
Organism: Striga asiatica
Lineage: Eukaryota; Viridiplantae; Streptophyta; Magnoliopsida; Lamiales; Orobanchaceae
Source: the annotation of a GenBank genome assembly